Lucilia sericata (common green bottle fly) is the source of this 1872-nucleotide messenger RNA. RefSeq lists its product as uncharacterized. The record is from RefSeq and is a predicted model, not a curated record. The transcript has a single exon. Lineage: Eukaryota; Metazoa; Arthropoda; Insecta; Diptera; Calliphoridae. Bases 1 to 1872 code for a protein of 623 amino acids.
AUGUCGGUCACGUCACUAAAUGCGUUUAUUAGAGCAUCGGAUGCUCUCGUUGCAUACCGCGUGAGGUUUGAUAAUUUAGAUGAUGAAUUGCAUGACGUUUUUAAGUUGGAGAUUCGGAAACGGGAGUUAGAAAGACUUUGGGACAAAGUUAAUUCGACGUACGAAGUAUGUCUUAACACUCUAGAGUCUAGUGAAUUUAAAGUGGUAGCGGAAAAAUAUCAAGCCACAUCUUAUGAAUAUAUUGAAUGUGGAGGAUCUAUUUCUAAGAAAAUAAGAACAUUGGAAUCCGCUUCAAAAACUAAUGAACCUCCAACAGCGAAUUUGAAUUCCGAUACUUCAGAGCAUAAUCUGACGCUCCCUCCAUGCGAUAUCGACUCUUUCGUAGGGGAUUAUGUUUCAUGGCCCGCUUUUAGGGAUUUAUUUACCGCAAUUUACAUUAAUAGCUCGCGGCUUAGCAAUAUAGAACGUCUUUGCCAUUUAAUACGGAAAACCGAGGGUGAAGCUAAAACAAUCGUUUCAAGAUAUCCAUUAAAUAAUAAUAGUUUUGAGUUAGCUUGGCGCGAUUUAAGGAAUACAUAUGAGAAUCCUCGUAUGUUGGUGCAUAACCAACUAAAGCUUUUAUUUAGUCUUCCUGCCUUUGACAAGGAGUCGAUCACAGCACUCAAAACCUUACAGAGCGGAAUCGAUAGUUUUCUUACGGCACUUUCUAUUUACAAUGUGCCUACAGAUAAUUGGGACCCAAUUAUCGUGUUUAUGUGUAUUCAACGUCUACCUAGUUCAACAAUUAUUUUAUGGGAACAGGGCAUUAAGGACAAAUUAAGUUUAUCUUCAUGGAAAGAUUUAGAUAAUUUUCUGAAGGAAAGAAUUCUGACUUUGCAAUGUCUUCAAGAAAUUAAAGGUACAAACUCCACUAAUAUGGAAUCUUCAUUGCAAUCUCACAAUUCUUCCGUUAAAAUUUCUUGUAUUUUAUGUCCUAAUCAGUCCCACUACUUGCGAAAUUGUCGUCGUUUUAAAAGUCUUUCAAUAUCUGAUAGAAUUUCAACAGUGAAUGAGCAUAACUUCUGCACUAAUUGUCUUUCGAGGACACAUACCGCCAGAAGUUGCAAAAUCAAUAAUAAUUGUUAUAUAUGCAAUAAUCGACAUCACUCGAUGCUUCAUUUACAACAUUUAGAAAAUUCUGUGGUUGAAAGACCUACUGUUUCUACGGAACAGAACUCUGGUGCGGUUCUACGACCUACUAACUCCCACUACCAACAAUCACAUACGUCCAAUAAUGUAACGCCCAAUUCACAAGUAUUUCAUACUAGUCAAAACCAGUCUGUUCUAUUAGGCACAGCUACGGUAAAUAUAAUUCAUAAUAACAAUAAGCAUCAGGUCCGCGCUUUAAUUGAUUCGGGUUCGGAAUGCUAUUACAUUUCUGAACGAUUACGGAAAAGGUUAAAACUUCCCACGCAUUCUGCACACGCUCAAGUUUCUGGCAUCAAUAAUGUAGUUAUUGGAGUUUCUAAAUAUUGUCCUGUGGAAAUUGGUUCCGAUUUAGACUCUUCAGUAAACCUUAGUACAAACGCAUUUGUUUUACCAAAAAUUUCAGGAAAUUUGCCUUCAACUUCCGUAAAUAUCGAUAUUAAAAAGUUAUUGCCAAAUCUUCGUUUGGCGGAUUCUAAUCUUUUAGAUAGUAGGCCUGUAGAUAUUCUUAUUGGUGCGGAUUUAUAUCAUCGUAUAAUUUUACCGGAAGUACAGCAAAAUAUAUUAGGGUCGUUAUUGGCACAAAAAACUGUAUUUGGCUGGAUUCUGACAGGACCAGCCAAUCCUAGGGACUUUGAAUCACAUAUCGCAAAUUUACAAUACACUACGUGGUCCAACGCUUCUUAA